AUGAUUAUAUCCACCGAGAAAAUUCCGCGUCGUGAGUUAUCAUGUGAUACGGGACUAGGACCUUCGUUGAUGCACAGUGCACGUAACGAGAGUGGUUCCGAUGUGAGUCGAUGGAGUGGUCAAUCGAUCGAAUCGAACAGAACAUUCAGCUCCGGUGAUUGUGCCACGGACCACGGUCUGAUCCCAUCUUCGUCUUCGUCAUCAGCAUCAAAUGCAGAUGGCGGUUCACCUAACUCGAUUCCGUUCCCAUCCGUCCCGUGCAACUCAACAAACUCGAACGGGACGAGUCGAGUGAUUCGCGUGUACUAUCCGGACGAGCAAGAUGGCUGUGAAAAAAGCCAGAAUGACCCGUUCCUACUAACACGACCCAAUUCACUUUUGCCAGCCGCUUCCUCCCGUCCCCAAUUGGCCCCUAGGAUUACUGUACAGCCGGCUUUGAACCGUCCAGGACCGGGUAGUUCAACAUCCAAGUGUUCCGAUCAACUGAAAUUGCAUUGUUCACGUUUGCCGGCCUACCACCAGGAAUCUUCUGUGUCAUACCGACGUGAAUUGUCCGCGGGCAAGGAAUAUCAAAAUCCGCUUGACGUUCAGCUGAUUCCAGCACAUCAAUCAACUCGUGAUCGGGAUAUAAUCAUGAGUACCAAUCCUCAUUUGUCCUCAACUGCAAUCGCAGUCGGCUAUGAAGAUCAUCCACUUCCUUACGAAUUUCAUCCGCCCCGAGGGGAACAGGGCACACAGACUAAUCGCGUUGCUUACGCCUUUCUGCCCAAACUGCCCGGUACAGUUAGCGCGGCCUGGUCCGGUCGACCGGGAGCACGGACACCCGAGCCGGGUCAUGUGAUCCGUCAAUCUCAACGAGUGAUACCGCCGCCGUGUGAAUAUGAUUUGUCCUCAAGUCCGGGUUCGCUCUCCAUCACCCCUAGAACACAAUCAGUUCAACCGGUUAGAAGCACAGCGGUCAGUCCGGUGUGUGCAAAUCGAUCUACCUGUACACUGAUGGAAGGACGUAUGCUUGUGCACAGUCGUUCCGGGGAGCUAAUCACUUGUCGACCAAUGCUGGAGCGGAAAAAUAUGAUGAAAUCUUCAUCUGGUCUACUAUCGUCCACAUCUAACUGGAUAGAUGUACAUAUGGCUAUAACUGCUUACCUUUUGUCUUUCCACACAACGGUGUGCAAUGAUCCACUGCGCUAUCGUGUAGAUUUGCCUAUUUUAGUUCCUUAUUUCAACUUUCGCAAACACAAACCUGAUCUAAAUUGCUGUAUUAUUUGUCAAUCUGAUGCUGUUAUCCUUUUACUUGCCUUAAAUGUUUACAACAUGCUCCUAUAUGUGCCUGCUAACUCUCAUGGCUUUGCUACUAUUGCUGGUGGUGGCGGUGGCGGUGGCCAGUGCGAUCAAACACCAUUCCCGAACGAAUUCAUAAUGGCCAAAAACCGCAAUAAAGUAAUUUAA
Molecule: messenger RNA, 1449 nt
Organism: Echinostoma caproni
Lineage: Eukaryota; Metazoa; Platyhelminthes; Trematoda; Plagiorchiida; Echinostomatidae
Source: the annotation of a GenBank genome assembly